This is a messenger RNA of Phragmites australis (common reed), 1562 nucleotides long. RefSeq names its product oxygen-dependent coproporphyrinogen-III oxidase, chloroplastic. Gene Ontology annotation, cellular component: chloroplast stroma; cytoplasm. The record is from RefSeq and is a predicted model, not a curated record. NCBI's taxonomy places the organism in Eukaryota, Viridiplantae, Streptophyta, Magnoliopsida, Poales, Poaceae. Gene Ontology annotation, molecular function: coproporphyrinogen oxidase activity. The transcript is spliced from 8 exons. Bases 166 to 1338 code for a protein of 390 amino acids.
AUAACCCGGCGCCCUCCCAAGUCCCACCUCACCCUCCCAAGUCUCCCCUCCUUUUGACUCCUCCGAAACCGCGGGCUGCUCCCGCGCCGCCCACCGGCGGCAGCAACCACCCCGACGUCUACAUAAACCACCACCCUCCCCGAACCCAACCAGCCCACCCCACCAAUGGCGUCCUCUCUCUUCUCCACCCCGUCCCAAACCCUAGCCCCUGCCCCGGCCACCGCGCGCCUCCGCGUGGCGCCGCCGGCGCAGGUGCCAUUCCCUCGCCUCCCUCGCCGCGUCGCACGUGGGCUCCGCGUGCGCUCGUCGGUGGCGAUCGAGAAGGAGACCCCGGAGAGCGAGCCCCCGCAGACGUUCCUGCGGGAGGACGGGCGCGGGGCGGGCUCCGGGUCGGUGCGGGAGCGGUUCGAGGCCAUGAUCCGCCGGGUGCAGGGGGAGAUCUGCGCGGCGCUCGAGGAGGCCGACGGCAGCGGCGCUCAGUUCGUCGAGGACGUGUGGUCGCGACCAGGCGGUGGGGGCGGCAUCAGCAGGGUGCUCCAGGACGGGCGCGUCUUCGAGAAGGCUGGGGUGAACGUGUCCGUCGUGUACGGGGUCAUGCCACCCGACGCGUACCGCGCGGCCAAGGGGGAGGCCGGAAAGAACGGGGCGGCUGAUGGGCACAAGGCUGGGCCCGUGCCCUUCUUUGCAGCGGGGAUUAGCUCGGUGCUUCAUCCAAAGAACCCAUUUGCCCCGACAUUGCAUUUUAACUACCGUUAUUUUGAGACCGAUGCACCAAAAGACGCUCCUGGUGCACCAAGACAAUGGUGGUUUGGGGGUGGUACUGAUUUGACUCCUUCAUAUAUCAUUGAAGAGGAUGUGAAGCAUUUUCAUUCUGUUCAAAAACAAGCAUGUGAUAAGUUUGAUCUGAGUUUUUACCCAAAAUUCAAAAAAUGGUGUGAUGAUUAUUUCUGUAUCAAGCACCGCAAUGAGCGACGUGGGCUUGGUGGAAUAUUUUUUGAUGACCUUAAUGAUUAUGAUCAAGAAAUGCUUCUUGGCUUUGCUACUGAAUGUGCAGACUCUGUACUCCCUGCAUACAUACCAAUCAUAGAACGGCGGAAGGACACUCCAUUCAACGAGGAGCACAAGGCAUGGCAGCAACUGCGGAGAGGUCGCUAUGUGGAGUUCAACCUUGUCUAUGAUCGUGGUACCACAUUUGGCCUUAAGACUGGAGGAAGGAUUGAGAGCAUACUGGUGUCUCUUCCACUUACUGCACGGUGGCAGUAUGAUCAUAAACCGGAACGAGGGACUGAAGAAUGGAAACUUCUAGACGCGUGCAUGAACCCAAAGGAGUGGAUCUGAUUACCCGAAGUUUGUUUGUUCUUCAAAUCUUUUGUUAGUAUUCCUCACCCUCUGUAGCAUUAAUAGCUCCGAUUAUGUGAAGUAUUUUGCCAUGUGUAGAAUCGUGAAUAAACAUGAUGUGAUGCGAGUUAGAGUUUUAUAGAAACGAGGUUUAUUGUGCUUCUGUUGUAUCUGUUUCUUUUUCCAAGUGAAUGAAAGACGACCAUUGCCCGUGGUUUUUCGCA